GUGGGCGACCGCGGCGUGGCGCAGCGCGCGCGCCGCUGUCAGUCGUGUUUGGUUAUCAGUGGCGCGCGCGUGUCGGAGUGCGUACCGCGGACGUUUUGAUAUGUGCCCGCUCACCCGAGUGUGCGGCUUGUGUAACCUUGUGUUUGUCUACAUCACACCAUGACACAAGAAGAGUGUUGCACCCGGCUCGACUACGAGCUCCAAUCGUCUUCCGGAAAUGUUUCCGACGAUGAUGGUGUUAUCAUCAGAAAGGACAGGUCUAGUGUUAAGGAUAUGAUUCUCCGCUUUGAAAGGAGCAACUUAAACAAUUUCGGUGGAUCUCGAGAAUCAAUAGAUAAGUGCAAAUCACCUUUGGGAAGUUUAACAAAUGUAGCUCAUCCGAUACAAAGCCAUUUCCCGCAUUUGUACCCAGUGGCGAAGUCUCAAGAUAGAAAUUCGAAUAUAUCUGUGAAUUCAAUUUUAUCAAAUACUUCAGAACGUAGUUUCGAAUCCAGUUCCUCAGGUUUCAUUUCAGACCGGAAACCAGGAGAUGUUAUUGUACCACAUAGACCUGCACCACCACCACCACCACCACCGGACCAAUUUAAGGAUGACCCUACACCGGAGACGGAGGAAAGGGAAUCACCUGUUCCAGAAGAAACUAAAUUUGUAGAACGACGUUAUUCCUUUGCCACCCCAAACUCAUCGCCUGUGGUCACGAGACGAUCUCGACAACCACCUGUUAUGAGGAAAAAAUCGAAUGCAAGUCAAGGACAUCCUGGGGAAAGGCAUUGGUCUUACGGAGUUAAACAGAGUGAUCUAGAAAAAUUGUUAAGACUUAAGCGAUCAGACCCAUCAGACAAUGAGGAAGAGGCGCCAAGUCAUGAACACAAUGAUGAGUCCACGGACGAUAGUUCGGACAGUAGUAGUGAUUCCAGUGACAAUUUGAGUAACGGCAAGGAGUAUGUAGUGAACAUAGAUGACGGUGCAGCGGAGACGCUGUCUGCUGAUCAUUCUACAGACACUUUGAUAAACGAAGAAAAUAGUGAUGAAAUAAGUGAACGAGGAGACGACGCGUCAGUCUCCUCUGGUGACUUUGGUGAUCGUGCUAAUUAUGACAAUGUUAGUAUUAAGUCGAUAUCGUCCUUCGACAUGGUUCCGUACCAGAAGUACGACAGUAUUACUGUAUCUUCAGACGAGUUCGGCUCUGAGGUAUGCCAUGCGCCGGACUCAGAGUUCCUUACUGUGAGUGCAGUGAACGAAUGGUGUAUUUCCAAGUCUACGGAACCGGUAUUGAUGCCGGUGGAAUCGAAAAAGGAGAAAUAUCGCAGACGACUCACAGAACGAGUGAACGAGCUGGUUCAUACGGAGAACGUCUACGUGGACAGGUUGAGACACGUGGUAGAAGACUACAUGCCCAACAUGAGAAGAUCAGACAUAUCCCCCUACUUCCGAGCGCUGGAGGCAGAUAUUUUCGGCAAUAUCGAGAAGAUCUUCAGGUUUCAUUCUGAAGAGUUCCUCCCUGCUUUAAGAGACUGUGAAAAUGAUCUUAGGAAGCUGGGACAGUGUUUUAGGCAUUACGAAAAGAGAUUCAAUAUGUACGUAAUGUACUCUAGGAAUAAUAAGAGAGCGACGAGACUGGUAUUCGAACACAAACAGUUUUUCCAGGGAAUACAAUUAGAAUUAGGAGAUCGAUUAGAUCUGUCAAGUUACCUACUUGAGCCUGUGCAAAGGUUACCCAGGUACAAGUUGUUCUUGGCUGAUUUAGUAAAAACUUAUUCAAAUUAUGAGAACGAGAGGAGUGAAACUGAGUCGAGGAUAUCGAAGCUGAGUGUGGACAGCGAUGAGACUGGCGGCAGCAACGGAGAGUCUUCUGACAACGAUGAGACUCCUCUGGAAAGUCUGAAGCUCGCGAAGACCACUGUUGAAUGUGUUUUAACAGCAGUCGACGAGAUAAUGGCAUUGGAGAAUAUCACGGACUGUCCGCUAUAUUUGAACCUGCUGCACCAGGGCCGCCUGCUCCGACAGAACGAGUUCUACGUGAUGGACACUGCGCGCCGCCGCCGGCAACUAAUGAGGAUAUUCCUCUUCGACAAGCUCGUACUCAUCACUCUAGUCUAUAGAAAGCAACCGAGGGUUGAGUACUUCAUAUACAAGGAUGACAUACCGGUAGAUGACCUGGGGAUUACUGCGAAGGAGCAUGAUCAGCACAAGUUCACGAUCUGGUACAAGAAGAGGAACCUCAAGUCUUAUAAGUUGGAGACCAGCGAUCCGGCGAUACGGAACGCCUGGGUCGAGGGCAUCACGUCACUCCUGUGGGAACAGGCUAUGCAGAAGAAAGAACUACUCCUGCAGCAGCGUAACAAGAGGAUAUCAAUGGUGUCCAUGAACAGCGAGGAAUCAGCAGAAUCAGAGAGAAACGAUGACAAAUGUACCGCCUCUGCUCCAAGUCUGUUAGAUGGUUACGUUGUCGUGAAGUUGCACCAAUGAAUUGCUUUGUAGAUAAUUCUCUGCGAGGAGUGCCAGGAGAGGUCAAGAGGUUAGGAAUCACAGACAAGAAAGUGAGAAGAACUACUUGGUACUGCGAAUGAGUGCCACACUAUUAAAACCACCUUGAUUCUCUUGACUUUCCUGCAGAGGAAAUAGGACUAAGUUCCCAACUUCACACGACGGGGAAUGUGUGUGUUUAUGUGUGGCAACGUUGCUCAAAAAUAAACGAACAAAUUUUGAUAAAGUUAUUUUAAAUAUUGUCAGAAUUUUAUAGAAGAAUGUCAUUAUAUUGAUUUCUGAUCGACUGAUAACGAUACCAUUGAAUCCUUGUAUUCAGGAUUGUAAAUUAUUAUCACAAUAACGAUAUUUUUAAUGUAACUAAACCCACUUUUGUACCAUAUGUUUUAGUUGAUAGUUAUAAAUAAGAAAAUAAAAUAGAUAAAACUCUUUGUUUAGUUUGCAAAACGAAUUCAAUUUUGAAAGUUGUAGAAAGAAUGGAAUAGUACAGAGUAACAAAAACAAAUAUUAGAAUAGCGCUGUGGAUAAAUCCAAAGAAAGAUUUUAUGGAAAUAUAAAUAAAUUCUGUUAAAUUGUUACUUAAGAUUUAUUGGGAAUAACAGACGGAGUAGAAACUGUUGCAGGAUAUAAAUAAAGAAGAGCCAAAGCAUCGCAAUAGAAAUUUUACGAUAUAUGAGAAAUGUGAUAAAACGUUAUUCGAAAAUGUAUUAUACUUUAUACUUUAUGUUAUCAUGGUAAUUUCAGUCAUUAUUUUAUGGGACGUAUAUUGUUAGAGUGUUAUUUAGUUGUUACGUCACUAUUUUCUUUGUAAAUAAAUAUUAUUGUUACAAUAAACAUUAUAUCGUCCGAUGUAAAUUAAUUAUGUAAAAAUGUUAAUUUAAUUAAACAUAUAUUAAAUAAAUGUAUUAUUUUCAUCA
Molecule: messenger RNA, 3404 nt
Organism: Spodoptera frugiperda (fall armyworm)
Lineage: Eukaryota; Metazoa; Arthropoda; Insecta; Lepidoptera; Noctuidae
Exons: 9
Coding region: 160-2469 (769 amino acids)
Biological process (GO): axon guidance
Cellular component (GO): cytoplasm
Molecular function (GO): guanyl-nucleotide exchange factor activity
Source: RefSeq, a predicted model, not a curated record